Messenger RNA from Musca vetustissima, 4824 nucleotides. RefSeq lists its product as uncharacterized. Lineage: Eukaryota; Metazoa; Arthropoda; Insecta; Diptera; Muscidae. The record is from RefSeq and is a predicted model, not a curated record. Gene Ontology annotation, molecular function: nucleic acid binding; aspartic-type endopeptidase activity. Gene Ontology annotation, biological process: proteolysis; DNA integration.
AUGGCGCCCUCAUUACGUGUCUCAUGGGCGUAUACGCUGCGUAAGGAAGAUUUAUUGACGUAUUUGGAGGAAUUUGGAUGUCAAACAACAGGAACAGUGGAUGAACUUCGAAGAAGGUUUGCUCUGCUGCUAUCGGACGAGUGCACGCAAGAGCAGUUGGAUCGGUUUUUGGAACUACAAGAGCGGCAUGAGAGACCUUCAACCAGCCAGGAGGCCAAAUACCUCACUCCAAUGAAAACACCCAGCAUCUCCAUUACCUCUGCGCCUACACCAAGUGUAGAGAAAGGUGGAUCCGAAAAGGCUAACGAGACUGGAGGAAGGACCACAAUAUUGCAUAAACCAGAUGUUCCCGCCGUCAGAGACCCCCGGGUUGUGGCGGAUCAGGUGCGAAAAUGGAAUAUAACCUAUGACGGGACACGCGGACCUCUGGAGUUCGUGGAACGACUAGAAGAGUUGGCACACAUGUACGAGGUGGACAUGGAUGAAUUACCCCGAAUGAUGCCAGAGGUCUUACGAGAAAAUGCCUUGAUCUGGUUUCGCGCGAAUAAUAGACAUUGGCCGUCGUGGACAUCAUUUCGAGAGGAUUUUCUUCAUUUUUUCUUGCCGGCACGCUACUUCGAGCAACUGGAGGAUGAGAUAAGGAAAAGGAAGCAGAAACAUCGUGAGACAUUUAAAGCCUAUACCCUGUGUAUGCAGAAUCUCAUGCGGCAUACCACCUACAGUGAGGACCAGAAACUAGAACGGAUCUUCCGGAACGCGUUACCCGAGUAUCUGUGGUACAUUCGCCGUCGGGAUUUCAUAACGUUGAGAGAACUAUUGGAGAUGGCUGAGGAUCUCGAGAGUCUACCGCCGGGUACCGGUCCCGUUCGAGAGCAGCAUCGACUUAUGGAACCCACAAAUAUGGAGCCGUCACAAGGACACAUCGACCCAAAAACUGCAUGUACUAUUUUGCUGGGUCUGCGGACUGAGAGGAACACGCACGAUAGACUGUUGCCGCCUGCCGUCGGGAAACGACAUUCGGAUUCGCACAACUCGAGGGGAAGCGAAUCCGUCAGAGAAGACAAGGCCCCUCCUCUAAGCACAUCUCUCCGCGUUGAGGGUACAAGACUUGUGGCGUCUAUAAUUAUAGCCGGCCGACAUAUCCCUGCCACAGUUGACACCGGUGCAACGAGCAGUUUCAUCAGUGAGCAAUUAGCCGCAAGUCUUCAGACCGAGUCCCCGAGUGUUCCAUACGCCGCAACAGUCACCUUGGCGGAUGGCUCACAACGUCAAGUUUUGGAAGCUGUUGAUAGUCUCUUUACCUUCGGCAACCGACGAAUUAGAAUGCGGCUUCUUGUUAUGCCGGAUGCCACGGAAGAUUUGAUUCUUGGCCUAAACUUUUUAACAGAAGUUGAAGCCCGUAUAACGUGCGCCGGUCUUACUUGCGUAUUUAAGGUUCAGCCGGAGCAGCACCGACACCAGACAAUGAUCACUGCGGAUCUGACAAAAGAUGACCAAAUGCGUGAGACUUCCGGAUAUGACACGGUAAGUGGUGUUGAACUUAAAGAACAAAAAAGGAUACAGGAUUUUUUAGAAGGAGAGCUUCAGAAAUUUAGCGACAUAUGCGGCCCUUCCACGAUUGCCACGCACAAGAUCUCGAUGAAGGACGACCGGCCGUUCAAACUCAGGUAUGCACCUCGGAACCCGGCCAUGCAGGCAAUCAUCGACGGCAAAAUCAACGAGCUCCUGGCACAAGGAUAUAUAGAACCCUCGCGCAGUCCUUAUAGUUCCCCGAUUACGCUAGCAAAGAAGAAGAACGGUACGUGGAGGCUAUGUAUAGACUUUCGGCAACUAAAUAGUAAAUCCGAACCAGACGCGUACCCUCUCCCAAGGAUAGAUUCCAUCUUAAACCGCCUUCGGGAGGCAAAAUUUGUCAGCAGCCUCGACCUGAAAGACGGAUAUUGGCAGAUACCGAUGGAAGAACAGAGCAGAAAGUAUACCGCAUUCACAGUUGCAGGUCGAGGGUUAUAUCAAUGGAAGGUUAUGCCGUUCGGUCUCCAUUCGGCUCCCGCCACAUUCCAGAGAGCAUUGGAUAGUAUAAUUGGACCCGAGAUGGAACCACACGCGUUCGCCUAUUUGGACGACAUAAUCGUUAUAGGAAAAUCGCUGGAAGAACAUUUACACAAUCUUCGGGAGGUAUUUCGGCGAUUACGUGAAGCUCGGCUACGCAUCAAUCCCGACAAAUGCGAAUUCUUUAAAAAGGAAACCAAGUACCUGGGCCAUGUUGUCAGCGGAAAUGGGAUACACACGGAUCCGGACAAGGUAGCAGCAAUACAAGAAAUGACAGCACCCGAAACCCUUAAGGAGCUGCGCCGGUUUUUGGGUGUGGUUUCAUGGUACCGAAGGUUUGUACCGGAUUUCGCUACCCUAGCCCAGCCGCUCACAUCGCUUCUGAAAAAAGGAAAACACUGGAGGUGGACGGAGGACCAGCAGACGGUGUUCGAAGUAUUAAAGGCACGGCUCACGCAGGCACCGGUUUUAGCCUGCCCUGAUUUCACCAGAAAAUUUAUUCUUCAAACCGACGCCAGUGACUAUGGUUUGGGAGCAGUUCUGACCCAAAUAUUUGACGAAGGCGAACGGGUGAUAGCCUAUGCUAGUCGCACGUUGAUUGGAGCCGAAAGGAACUACUCUGCCACAGAAAAGGAGUGCUUGGCAAUAGUUUGGGGCAUUCGGAAAAUGCGGGAGUAUAUUGAAGGAUACAAUUUCCUCGUGAUCACCGACCAUUUAGCGUUGAAAUGGCUGAACUCGAUUGAUAAUCCCACUGGUAGACUGGCCCGGUGGGCUUUGGAACUCCAACAAUACAACUUUACAGUACAAUAUCGGAAAGGCUCGUUAAAUGUGGUGGCAGAUACUUUGUCACGGCACCCUAUCGAAUCCCUGCAGCGCGCCGUCGAGGAAUCAUUUGCAGAAUGUCAGUGGUUUAAGGAGAAAGUGGAGACAGUCAAGGCAAAUCCAAAAAAAUUCCCCGAUUAUUCCAUUGUAGGUACCCAGCUUUACCGGCACAUCCAGAAAACCACUAACGACGACGAUGACGUGCCGUGGAAACUGUGCGUUCCAUCCCAUCUACGGGAACGGGUACUCCAUGAGAAUCAUAGCCAACCUGCAGCCGGUCAUUUAGGAAUACGCAAAACCAUUCAGAAGGUUGGAGCUCGUUAUUAUUGGCCCGGGAUGGCUCGUGACAUCGCCAGAUUCGUGAGAUGCUGUGAAUCUUGUCAAAAGUAUAAGGUCAAUCAGAUGGCACCGGCGGGAGAAAUGUUACUGUCGAUACCAGAAGAGCCAUGGGCGACCAUAUGCGCCGAUUUUGUUGGCCCCAUGCCGCGGACAAAACACGGGAAUUCCAUGCUCCUAGUAUUCAUCGACCGUUUCACCAAAUGGGUGGAAUUGGUCGCCAUGCGGAAGGCUACAGCGGAAGGAGUGGUCAGAGCCUUCCGUGAAAGGAUCCUAGCACGUUUCGGCGCCCCGAAAGUUUUCAUUAGUGACAACGGUAGCCAAUUCACGAGUCGAUUAUUGGAUAAUUAUUUGCGAGAGAUUGGGGUUCGCAGACAGUUUACAGCGCCAUAUUGUCCACAGGAGAACCCCACGGAACGGGCUAAUAGAACUAUUAAAACAAUAAUAGCACAGCUGGCGGAUAGCAAGCAUAACAAAUGGGACGAGUAUCUUCCUGAGAUUUCACUAGCGAUAAAUUCGAGCGCCUCGGAGACUACGGGAUACAGUCCAGCUUUCCUGGUGCAAGGACGGGAACCUCGACUCCCGGGAACCUUAUACGAUGAGGUCACCACCGGGUCUGGCGCUCGGGUCGUGGAGCCAUCGCAGAGAGCAAGCGAACUCCAGGAAAUAUUUCAGGUUGUAAAAAGAAAUUUGGCCAGAACAGGGGAAGAACAGAGGCGUGAUACAAUCUGAGGCGACGCGAGUGGACUCCGAAUAUUGGGGACCUGGUUCUCGUUAAACAACAUCCUUUAUCCAACGCAACAGAGAAAUUCGCUGCCAAAUAUCCAAACAUCUAUAAUGGAGCCCCAAAGCAUGCGCACCAAAGCUUAUUACAAGCAGCAGUACCAACUGGUCGAUUCCAUGAAACCAUGUUCGGUGCGCCUAACCAGGCUCACCAACGAAGAACUCAACGUCGCCCUGCAUGUGACACCGGUUCCGCAGCGACCAAAACUAGGCAAGAGACGUCAGGCUAGCCCGACCACCUCAACAAGGCCCUUACACCCAAUAAAAGAGCGACGUGUCAGGCAACCUACACUCCCACCACCGAUAGAGACGAUCGUUAUCUCCUCGGAUGAUGAGGAGCCAUCCACACCACCCCGACGAACCCAACGUGACUACCCCAUCACACCAUCCCCGAAUGUGUCACCGAUAUCUGUCAGUGGUUUGCCCCCAACCCCGGGUAGAGGCAUUUUCUUUGAUUUGGGUUUGCCACCAACUCCAGGACGCAAUCCACCCUCAGCUCUCUCCCCAAGGUACACUCCGGAUUCGGAAUCUGAAAGUGGAUCACCCCAGCCGAGGAUGAAUCGUCGCUUGCAACAACUAAGGAGUCCGAGUGUACCGAUAAUCCCCAGUGUGGUCACAAUCCCGCCGCCUACACCACCCUCCAGUGCAUACAUCCCGUUCGAGUGUAGGGAGUCGCUUUCGGACGAGACCAAGCGACUGUUGCAGCCUUGCUUGCAGGAAGCUGUCCGACGCUGUGCGCCACACCAACAAUAUAAAAGGAUAUUUACAGUGGGCGGACAGAAAAUGAGGGUGCUAGUCAACCGACAAGGGAAAAUAUUCGUCAGCCAACGCUAG